Branchiostoma floridae (Florida lancelet) is the source of this 2161-nucleotide messenger RNA. RefSeq names its product kelch repeat and BTB domain-containing protein 2-like. NCBI's taxonomy places the organism in Eukaryota, Metazoa, Chordata, Leptocardii, Amphioxiformes, Branchiostomatidae. The transcript is spliced from 5 exons. Bases 137 to 1933 code for a protein of 598 amino acids. Gene Ontology annotation, molecular function: protein binding. The record is from RefSeq and is a predicted model, not a curated record.
CACACACAAAUCCUUGCAUCUCGAGAGAUGAUGAUGUCAACUUCUACCUGCAUAGUCCCUUGACCUCAAAGUCAACUAGACUAUGUGGAUAAUCAGUGUAGAGCAUUUCUAACCUUUAACCUUCGGGGUCAUCAAUAUGGCUGCCGCACACCCAGAACCCCACGUCAGCGCAGUUAGUCCUCGUUUUUACCAAGACGAGAGCUAUCUGCGAGGGUUUCUUGGAACUGUGGGUGACUUACAGAAGGCAAGGGCAUUUCAAGAUGUCGUCCUUGAAGUCGAGGACCGGCGGUUUCCCUGCCAUCGGCUUGUUCUGUCCGCGGCCAGCCCCUACUUCAGGGCCAUGUUUACAAGUGACAUGGCGGAAAGUCAGCAGGAGACGGUUGUUUUACAGGGCUUGGAUGCAGGUAUUUUUGGGGAGAUCCUGAGUUACAUCUACUCGGGAACCCUCUAUGUGUCGCUGGACAAAGUACAGCCCCUGUACCAGGCAGCCGACCUCCUCCAACUGGACUAUGUGAGAGGCACCUGCAGCAGCUACAUGGCCAUGAACGUGGGGCGCUCCACCUGUGUGGACCUGUACAAGUUUGCUGAUGUAUUUUCUCUGGACAAUGUUCAGAAAUGUUCUCUGCAAUGGAUCGCCAGACACUUCACUGAGGUUGCCUCCAGCAAGGAGUUCUCCAGCCUGAGUAUAACUCAGUUGACUGAGAUCAUCAGCCAUGAUGAGCUGGAUGUUAAAGAGGAGAGAACAGUGUGGAAGGCUGUGGUGAGAUGGGUGCAACACAGUAGGGAGGACAGACUGCAUCACCUUCCCAGCAUCCUCUCUGACAUCCGCUUCAACCUGCUGACCUCAGACGAUACGGCAGUCAUGUUGGAACAUCCCAUGGUCAGGCAGGAUCCUGGGAUCUCUGAGGUCAUCAGGAAUCUGGUACAGAAAGGAAACUACAACCUAAAGCCGAGGCUUGGGAUGACUACAGAAAUGGCUAUUUGGCUCAAUCCAACCAGGGGGAAAGUUUAUACUUGUUCCAAUGAGCUCUUCUUCAUGAAUCCCCAUGAAGAAAAGUACAUCAGCUGCACUUACAAGCCCGAAGACUUCCCUCGUGUUACAGACAUGGUAGUCACCAGUGAUAACGACAUCUACAUCCUACAAACGGAAGAGUUAGAAGAUGAGAAUCAGAUGUUCCUGGAGACCCAAAUGUCCCUGUUUAAGUACAGCCAUGCAGAAAACGCGUGGGAACAGGCAGGUGUGUCCUCAAUAUCUAAGGGACCGGGAGAUGACUUUUCUUCCGACGAUGAACGCCUUUGUGAAGUUGAUCGGAUUUUUUAUUACAUUGCCAUUGAUUCAAAAGAACAUCGACCAUUACUGAAGAUGAGAAAGUACAACCAGGACAUGAACCAGUGGGAGGAGUGUUCACAGUUGAAACUAAAGGGAUGUGGAUACCACCGUGACUUUGCAGCAUUGUCAUGCAGCCCAUACCUCUAUUUCCUCACAAGGUGGGAAUUUCAUCGCUACGACCCAAGCCAGGACCGUUGGAGCAAGCUGGUCCCACCAAUGAUCAGUGAUGAAGUAUGUACAGGUGUUGUCAUGGGGACAGAGAUUUUCUGCACAGAUUUUCACAACACUCAGACUAUGGUGUACGACACAGAGUCAGACUGCUGGCAGAAAUUGCAAGGCUGGCCCAAUCCAGGAAACCUUGGUAUUAAUUACAGUCCAAGUCUUUUCGUAGUGGAGAACAAGCUGCAUAUAUUGUUGAAAGUCUAUGACACUGCCAGCCAAGAGGCACCGACCUGGUCAUCGAUAGAUUGCCGUGUGUAUGUGUAUGACAGGUCUGCUGAUGCCUGGAGUGACUUGAAGGCCACCCUGCCUGAUAAGAAAUAUCAUGUAUAUGGCUGCGCCCCCGUGGCACGUGUGUACCUGCCAUAUCUGAAGGGAACAUAAAACAUAUUCCCUCUCAUGAUUGUUAUGUAGCUAAGGUUGCUAUGCAGGAUAAGCACCAACAGAGAACACAGCCCGAUUGUUAAUAAUCCCAACAGGAUUGUUUAAAAUGACAUUUUUGUUUAGAUCUUGGCUUUUGGCGAAUAUAUUUACAAUAAGAUAAACAUUUAGUUUUUUGAAAAGGGGAACAUUUAAUUAAUGCUUUGAAAUGGGACAAAAUUAAUGCUUUGG